UCAUCAUGAAGACGGUGACCAGCCUACGGUGGCUUCUUCUCCUCUGUCUGUUAACAGUCUGUGAGUGCAAUGUCCAGGAGGUGACAGAAUUGGAGGGUCAGAAUGUCACUCUGCCGUGUAAAUACAAUAUUAAGGAGCAUGGACAAUUGCCGGUAUGCUGGGGGAAAGGACAUCUGCCCAACUCCGGCUGCAGUGAUCUACUCAUCGCCACUGAUGGAACCAAAGUCAUAAAAGGUUCCAGAAAGUCUGACAGGUUCCAGCUGUUAGGAGACGUGAGAUCAGGAGACGUGUCUCUGACCAUCAAGAAUGUAACAAAUACAGACUCUGGACCGUAUGGGUGCAGAGUGGAGAUACCGGGGUGGUUCAACGAUAAGAAGCAUCACAUCAAGUUGACAGUUGAGAAAGCUCCUGAGCCAAUCACAUCCACAGCAUCAGACCAUGUGACUUUUACAGAGCACACCCCCUCCAACCAAACACAAGGUCAUAUGAACUCUACAGAGAGUGCGGACAUACUCAUCUCACACCCCAGCCAGACUGAGGAGAUAAAGACCAGCAGCUUUGGUCCUGGGGUGUUGGCGUUUAUCGUCCUCAGUCUGGUUUUGGUCUCUGCCGCUGGAGUGAUCUUUAUUGGAAGGAGGGUGAAGAGACACAACAAAACACUUCAUACCAUCCCGUUGUCUGCCGGCUCGGAGCAGUUCACAUCGUCCGGGUCCAGUAUGGGCCUGCACAACAGACAGCCGGCGUUGGAGAACAUCUACCAGAUAGACGAAAACAACGACUACGAGUUCUGUCUUUGACCUGGACCCCGGGGCCAUCCACCGGGACAAACGGCACUGCCAACGGGACCAAUGAGAAGACUGCACACAAGCAGAGCUCUACGACACCCUGACAUGCCCUCCGUUCCCUUCCGGUCCUACCGCCAAGCUGCACAUGUCUGCACUUCACAGACGGCCGCAGAAUAUACUAUAAUUCAAACCCCUGACUACUUUCUUCUGCAAUACA
Messenger RNA from Lampris incognitus (smalleye Pacific opah), 1002 nucleotides. RefSeq names its product hepatitis A virus cellular receptor 1 (gene havcr1). Bases 6 to 797 code for a protein of 263 amino acids. NCBI's taxonomy places the organism in Eukaryota, Metazoa, Chordata, Actinopteri, Lampriformes, Lampridae. The record is from RefSeq and is a predicted model, not a curated record. The transcript is spliced from 7 exons.